Messenger RNA from Bursaphelenchus xylophilus (pine wood nematode), 2032 nucleotides. The record is from the annotation of a GenBank genome assembly. Lineage: Eukaryota; Metazoa; Nematoda; Chromadorea; Rhabditida; Aphelenchoididae.
AUGAAGUCAGCUGCGAAGGCGAUCUUUAUUUUCACGACCUUGCUUGUUUGUUGCAAUUCCGGUGAGUUAUGGCCAUUUUGUGCGUUGGUUAUGACUGAGCUUGUAUGGUAGUUGAUUGCUGGUAUUUUAGUCAUCAGCUUUUAACAUAAAAUUGCACAAAGGGGGUUAUAUAGGUCGAAUUAUUGGGGAAUAUGUAUAAGGCGUUACUUUUUUCGGACUUCGUCGCCGAAACCUUGGAUUUUUUGUGUGUGGGCCACUCGACGAGGUCUGGGUAGACUUUGCUGAGUCGACAAGAAUCGGUGUCCAGAGUGAAGUAAAAGUUGUCUUGGAUGCAGACAAUCCUGGUUGUGAUUCCAGUGUAUAAACUGGGGCUAAUUCCAAAAUUUUGAACCAUUAACGCCUUUACUACCCCAUCUGUUGAUCGGAAGAUCGGUUUGCAUGGUCACAAUCAGAGAAAUAAUUUUGUUUGGGCCCAAAAACAUUUUGGAGUUCUUGUCUGAGGUAACAGACACGAUCCUUUUUAGUUCUGAAAAGAACAACGCUUCCACUUUUUCUGUUGAGGCUCAAAAAAGGUACCAAAAUGUAUCAUUUUUAGUAUCAUAGUGAUUGCAUCAAAUCUAAUAUCUGCUUCAAAUAAUUUUCGGUUAUUUUGUCAGCUGGAACGUUGUUGUUGCUUUGGACUUUUACCCCCAUUUUUCAGAACGUUAGAGGAGCUACUGUUUCUACAAGAAAAAAUGUUUUAUCUUUGACGGAAAUCAUUGUUUCCAUUGACAGGGGGAGCCGUUCCUUUCGCUCGGGAAAGAAAAACUUUUUGUUUACAAAACCAAGUAAUACAACUAAACUUUUUUUGGUAAAUCACAACGCUUAGUUCUUCCAAUUUUUUGGUGGCAUGAGUACUUGGUUGAUGUCUCUGUUAUUCCUGGCAACGACUGUUUUACAAAUGAGCCCCAUAUGUAUACUUCCUUAUUGCGCAAGUGAUGAAAAAACGACGGAAAUGUAUAAAAAAUGGCGCUGCAAAAUUUUUCUUUAAGUAUUUUUACUACUCCCACUAAUUAUUUACACUUUCUAAAUGCAAUAAACGGCCUCUAAACCAGUGCUGAUCUGUUUUACAAGUGAAUGUUAUGCCUGGACUCAAAUUUGUAGCGUUGUUUUGUCGUAAACCACCAAGUAAUAGUAAAGUUUUUAUUUUCAGAAGCAUCGAGUUACUUCGUAAAGCAUAAACUAAGUCUGAGAAACAACUUGUUAAGAGCCGUAAAAUGCGCAAGGUUUACAAGAUUUUAUGAGUAAUGGGCGUGCAUAAUUGAUCGUUAUCGGGGUGGGUGUCUAAAGUAUAAAACAGAGGUAUUUUAAAAUGACGUAAGGAUCAUGAAGGCGAUAGAUUGGGAUGUUCAGAAAAACGAUAAUUGCUUGGGUUUUCUGACAGACAACAUGACAAGAGUAGAUUGCGCAAAUUGGCAUUGAUACAAUAAGGAAAUCAAACGUGUUAUAGUUCCGCCUUGUUGCUAGAGAACGCUAAAAGAGGUGUAUAUUAUAUUAUAUAUUCCUCGGUGAUGAGUAGGCGCAGUUUUGGCUGGGGCUUGCCGGCGAUUACAGCGGCCAACGUGGAAUCUGACAGAAGGUGUCGGAAAAAGGCUACUUUCACUUGGAAAUGGGUUCGAAACGCCAUUUGAAUGCUCGUAUAUGGCCUAUAUAUCCCCCUGUAAACUUCAAAAUUCCCCGUAAAAUUCCCACUAUCAGCGUUUUAAUCAUCAUUUUUUCAGACGGAGUUUCGAACGGUGAGUUCUCCCUUUACAUUGGCCGAUCCAAUUAUUACGUUCGAAAAGGAGAUGAGAAAUACCAAGGACCAGACAAGUUUAAGCCUUCCGUCAAAGAGCUGACUCCCGGCUACACAGGUCCAGCCGUAUUUUACGCAUUCGAAGAAGGAGGAAAGGCCAAGGCGAUCGAUUAUAUUAACAACAAAGUCACUGAGAAAGACCCCUCGGAUUCUCGGAAGUUACAAGAUUGGGCUAGAGAAGUGGCUCCAUUCGAAUGA